CCGCCCUGCCCGACCAUGGACUACGCGGCGCUCGCCGAGGCGGCGGCCGAGAAGAUGGGGCUGUACCGGCGGGACCCCGGCGGCUGGCGCGGCUGCCGGAGCACGAGCGAGGUUUCGGUUUCUUGGAGACCCUCCGCGGAAUUCGCUGGGAACGUGUACAGGGGCGAGGGGAUGCUGACUGCCAGCCCCCAGGAUAUCUGGGAAUGCAUCAAGCCGGUGGCCGGCGGGCUCAGGACUAAGUGGGACCAAAACGUGAAGGACUUCGAGGUGGUCGAAGCCAUCAGCGAUACUGUCUCUGUGUGCAGAACCACAACCCCUUCAGCUUUCAUGAAGAUUAUUUCACCGAGAGAAUUUGUGGAUGUGGUCAUAGUGAAGCAAUAUGAAGAUGGGACAAUGCUAUCUGCUGCUACCAACGUGGAACACCCACUGUGUCCUCCUCGGCCAAAUUUUGUAAGAGGCUUUAAUUAUCCCUGUGGCUGUUUCUGUGUACCUCUUCCAGGGGAGCCAGACAAGACUCAGCUCCUCAGUUUCUUUCAGACUGACCUUGGUGGCUAUCUUCCCCAGACGGUGGUGGACUCCUUCUUUCCAGCUAACAUAGUUGGAUUUUACAGUAACCUGAGCAAAGCUGUUAAGGGAUUAAAAGCAUGACAAGACCAAUUGCUGACAUCACCAGCUGAGGGCAGGGAAAAAACUGGCAGCUUCAGGGUAAAAAUAGGAAGUUGAUGUACAGGAAUUUUUUACCAGUAAAGAUACUUAGGAAAGGUGAAAGGGGAACAAUGAAUUGAGUAAAGUAAAUUUUUAAAGCAGCAUUUUCUACCCGUCUCUAUGCAAGGCAAUGCAUUCUUUUCUCAUGCAAUAUCUGUUAUUUUCAUAAUUGUAAAAAUAUCUCACCAGAGGCUGGAGGAAUCCUGGUGGGGGGAAGAUGCACAUACUGUGCUUUGUCAGUGUCUGCAUGGAGGGCCAUUGCUUAAAUCCGGUCAGUGCUACAGCGUUAACCAGAUGCAGGUCAGCCCUGUUUUGUCUCCUGUGGAACAAUGUUCCUUCUCUAAAAUAAGAGGUAGUUUUUGCUGCCAGCAUUGUAGAGCUGCUAGGAUGCUUCAAUGGGUCCACUUCUAUGAAAUGGUAAAAGUCAGUACAAAUUGGAUUGUGUGGAGGGCCCUCUGGUUUGUUCCAUCAGUCUUCAGUACUAAUGAUAACUAUGCCUUAAAUGCUGUGUUCUUUCUAAAUCAAUAUCUGGCAGUGCAAAUCAAUUCACAGGUCUGUGGGCUGGCAAAUAGACACUCUUUUUCCUCUCUCUACCAAAACCAGUGACUUCUACACUGUCAUAAAACAAACCACACUGACGUAGUGGCAAUAAAUGAUUAAGCACUUUUCUUGCCAUUUUUUAAACUGCACAUGUAUGUGUUUUGGUCUCUUGUGGUGAAAGGUUUUAACAGGUAAAUAAUCUUUUCUGUGGCUCUCUUUUGACAGGCCAUAAGGACAUUGUUUUCUUUUUUUUUCCUUAAGACUGAUUUGCCUCACAGCAAUGUCUUGAGAAAUCCGCCCCCCAUCCUGUGUGCAAUGAUGUGUCCAGCUUUAGAAAAUUUUCCUGGUGCUGGUUACUACAGGAAUUUCAGACAUUACUAUAGAUUACAUAUAAAAGGAAAGCUAAUUGCUGAAUUAGGAAUUUUAUAUGCAGGUUGUGAUUUUAGUGCUGUAACUCAAUUAUUUAACAAGGUUAAUAUGCUUUUCUUUCUGUCCCUGCCUUUGUUUCAUAUUUAGUAUCGGGCAUGGACUCACACACAAUGUUUGCCACUGUAAAUCUCACCCUGUGGAUUUUUCUAGGAACCAGUUUUUAAUCUAGUCUCCUUUGUGUACAAAGAUGUGAAAACUUGUAUGAGCGUGAUGAAAUAAAUAUUUUUCUGCUACAUCUU
This is a messenger RNA of Colius striatus (speckled mousebird), 1913 nucleotides long. RefSeq names its product StAR related lipid transfer domain containing 5 (gene STARD5). The record is from RefSeq and is a predicted model, not a curated record. Bases 16 to 648 code for a protein of 210 amino acids. Gene Ontology annotation, molecular function: lipid binding. NCBI's taxonomy places the organism in Eukaryota, Metazoa, Chordata, Aves, Coliiformes, Coliidae. The transcript is spliced from 6 exons.